UAGCUAAGCUAGGGCCGUAGCCGAUCGCGUGGGGCCUCACGAAGCUGCAACAGGAUGAACGUGGAAGACGCCGUCGACCAGCUUUAUCGAGGCAAGGUUAUCCUGGCACCCAUGGUCCGCGCGGGCACGCUGCCUUUCCGUGCCCUCGCCCUACGCUACGGGGCGGACACGGUGUUCACGGAGGAGGUCAUCGACCGUCGAGUCGUCAACGCCGUGAGGACGGAGAACCCGGUGCUCGGCACCGUGGACUACGUAGAGAAGAGGGGCAAGAAGGGCAUCGCGACGCCGUUCCAGACGUGUCCCGCGCUCGAGCGCGGUCGAUUGGUGUACCAGAUAGGGACGGGCGACGCCACCAACGCGCUGCGCGCGGCCCAGCACGUAGAGCGAGACGUAGCGGCCGUUGACAUCAACAUGGGAUGCCCGAAGAAGUUCUCGCUGCAGGGCGGAAUGGGAGCGGCGCUGCUCAAACAACCCCAAGUCGCGGCGGAUAUCGUGGGGAUCCUGAGGAGAAACCUGUCGGUGCCCGUGAGCGUCAAGAUUCGCCUGCUGGAGACCCCCGGCGAAACGGUGGAGUUCGCGAGGAGGAUGGAGAAGGCGGGGGCUUGCGCCCUGUCCGUGCACGUUAGGAAGGUUGGAGAUACUCCAGCAUCUAAGGCCCGGUGGGAGGAGCUUCGGCCUGUCGUGGACGCGGUCGACAUCCCCGUGAUUGCCAACGGGGACGUGUACACGAGGGCGGACAUGGCGGGCAUCAAAGCCUUGAGUGGAUGCAGCUCGGUGAUGCUGGCGCGACCGGCCCUGCUGAACUGCUCCAUCUUCAAGCCCGAUGGACACGUGCUGCCGCUGAAAGAGGUGAUUCAGCAGUACCUGCGGGAGUGCUUUCGGUACGACUCGGUCUACCAGAACGCGAAGUACACCGUGAUGGAGAUGCUCACCAAGAGAAGGCAUCCGGAUCAUCUCAAGGAAUCCAUCUCCUUGGGCCUGCCCGGGGGUGCUCCUGGCAUGCGCGAGGUAACGCCGGCGAAGACGUUAGAGCAGCUGGCGAGGCUUUGGGACGUGGGAGCCGACUUCGAUGCGGAAACUGUCAGACGAAGGAAGCGCGCGGAAGAGCUUGGCGAGGCUACUUCGAUAGAGCAGGCAGAGCGCGGGACUGUCCACAAGUUCGACGACGCGUAUUUUCUGGGCACAGAGGAAGCGAGAACGGACAACGCUGUAGGCGGCAAGGCUCGCGACUCGUCGGACGCUCCUGACCCCAACGCCGCGCGAGGCCGGGGCGGUAGGGACCGUGACAGUGGUGGCGGCGGAAACGGGGGCGUCGAAGCCACCGCUAUGGCUGUGGACAAUGGCGGUGGCGGCGGAAACGGCGGCAAUCCACCGCUAUGGCCGUGGAGAACGGCGGUAGUGGUAGCACAGGGGCACCCUCCUCCACUACCGCAGCGAUUGCCCGCUCAACCUGCGCCGGUGGCGGAGAUAACUGUGUUGGAAGGGGUGGCGACAGAGGAGGGACGGACGCGGGAGGGGGAGAAGAGGCGUGCCCUCGAGGGGGCGACCGAGCGGGGGAUGGCGAAGCGGGGGGGAUCGUGGCGCGAUCGGUGGUUGCUGUUGUCGCCACUGCGAGGGAAGCAAGCCCCGGUGGUGGCAGUCAUGGCGAUAGCGGUGGAGGUGCUGGGACUGGCACAGCAGUAGCAGAAGAAGGGCAGCAACCGCAGCAGCAGAGGAGUGGCGGGGUUGCUUGUUCGGAACGAGGGAGGAGUCAUGAGCGAGGAGAAGGAGAAGAAGAUGGCAGCUUCUCCGGAGAUGGUGUACACGCCGAAGAGGGCCUGCGGCAGGCGUGGGUGCCUUCGAAGCGACCUCGGGAGGAGGAGGAGGCGGAGGAGGAAGAGGCGAGCGCGGUGUAGUAGUAGCUAAUAGCUGGCCGGUGUUCAUGCGGUUGCAUGCACCGUACGAUACGAUCACAGAGAGCGCGUCAAGUUUGACCCAACGCUGCAGCGUUCUUUCUGGGGCACGUUUGUUUCGACAGGGCCAAUCGCAUUUUCGUGAGAAGGCCACGACUCUCCUCCUUGCUAGGGAGAGGUCCAAAGACCGCUAAACAGACUGGUGAUGAACAGUGGGAGCAGUGGUCGGGGUUGGGCGACGUGCUUUCAAAAUCCAAAUGGUGAAGGCCAGGCCGAGGUGGGUGGUGACAAUCCAUCCGAGGAGGAUUUCCUCGAUUAGUAUGGCAGCUUGCCUCUGGCAACCGUGCUGGUCCUCUAAGGGAUUUUCAUCAUAUAGGUGGUAUAGAGAGCAGCGAAGAGGUGAUUCGCUAAAAAAGUAGGGUGAUUAAUUUUUUUUCAUCCGUUCGACGACGGUCAGGGCAAGAAGAAAGCGUUCAGUACAUACAGUUUGGAUGGACAACGCCUAGUACUCAGUCUGAUGUAGAGGAAACAGACGAGGAUAUGAUUUUCUGUGCUGCGUGCAAAACAUCGCGAGUUGGGUUGUUGUGGAAUUGGAGAGAAACAGAUGUGACAACCCGCAUGUCUUGGACUGAGAGAAUGCGUGUUUUCCAUGUCUUCGCACGUAUCCAGUGCAAGACUGUCCACACACCACACACACACACCACACACACA
Messenger RNA from Ectocarpus sp. CCAP 1310/34, 2603 nucleotides. The record is from the annotation of a GenBank genome assembly. NCBI's taxonomy places the organism in Eukaryota, Phaeophyceae, Ectocarpales, Ectocarpaceae.